CGUGGAAAUGCUGCUUUCGCGAGUAUUGAUUUUGCAUCCCGAGACUCGAGUCGAGUUUUUAGUUUCGCUGUGUAAGAAUAGUUUUCUAAAAAGAAGUGGUAGCACACAAUAAAAGGCAAUUAUGGAUCAGCCAAGUGGGAGUAACGCAAGCUUUGCAGCGGAAGCAAUGGAUACGGAUGUUCCGAAGAAGUCGAACUUGGUAAGAAGAGCAUCUUCUCUUGAUAGAGCUGGUAGAGCGAGACGAUCCAAGGUAGACGCAAGCAAAGACCAUUGUUUUGCUAAAAAUAUACAGUCUCUGAUUGUGGAGUGUGAAAUGAGGAUAAGGGGUUAUUUAAAACUCCAACGCUUAGCAACAGCUGCUCAGGAUUAUAACAUAUUUGAUGUCGAUGAUGACUCGUCAAAUAGCAGCAACAUCAGUCUCAACAGCAGCGCUGAGAAUAUCUUUGCUGAUACCAUCGCACCACGGCCAAGAUUCCAGAGGAAAGAAAAAUCAACAAUUGGGUCAUGGCUUUUUUUGUCCUCUGUGGAAGGAGGUUGGAGCUACGAAAAUACGAAGAGCUUUCUUUUAAAAGUAUAUGGAGUGAAAUGUCUAAGAAGUAGAACUUUAUCAGACAGGCUUGCCAUGGAAGGAGAUUUCAAAGCCAUCGUUAAAUUUAGAACUAGCGAGGAACUAAAUCGAAUCGUUAUGAGCUUAAAACAUAGAAAAAUUACUGAUAAAUUUAUAUUUUUAUCAUUCGAUAAAAUGCCAAUUCCAUAUGAUGAAUCAGAUUCGGAGAGUGAAGAGGAGACAAGGCUUAAUCCCUUGUCCAUGAUCCCAAAGGGAAUUUAAACAUACAGAUGAAAGCUGAGUCAUCUUUAUUACCGUUAGAUCUUCGUGUCGUAGCUGUUUGGUGUCUAUAUACAAACUACUUCUUUCAGUAUAUAAUGUGUAUUAAUCCAUCUUACCCAACGAAACGAAAUAUUGGGAAUUAUAUUGUCUCCAACUCGGCGUAGAUAUAUUUAAAAAGGAAUUAGGUGUCUAAAUGAAGAAAGACUGCGUUUUAACACGGUGUGGCUAGAAGAAGCUUUCGAAGAUGAGUGUAAGACUGAGAAAUUAACCUUACAACAGAGUACGUGAGGUAGUAUUCUACCUUGAGAUAUAUAUAUAUAUAUAUGUAUUAAAAAGAAUUUACUUGUAUUCUUUUGAAAAUUUACAUGACUUAUCUUUGGAUACGAUUAUAAAUUGUUUAGCGAUGUUUCAACAUGUAAUUUUCACAUUAUAAAAUCAUGCUAACUCAAUUGUAAUGAAUAUC
This is a messenger RNA of Vanessa tameamea, 1292 nucleotides long. RefSeq lists its product as uncharacterized. The transcript is spliced from 5 exons. NCBI's taxonomy places the organism in Eukaryota, Metazoa, Arthropoda, Insecta, Lepidoptera, Nymphalidae. Bases 122 to 829 code for a protein of 235 amino acids. The record is from RefSeq and is a predicted model, not a curated record.